AUGAUCGGCUUAUCUAAUUAUCCAUAUGCGACAUACGAGCCAAAUCAAAUAGCUGCUGGUAUUCUUGCUGGCGUCAUUGGUAUAUCGUUGAUAGGAUGGCUGGCGCAAGCGACUCGAAAGUUUCGUCGACUUAUUAUUCUUCUGACCAUUUCCCAUUUAACCAUCUUCAUCGAACUUGUACUUCGUGCAGCACUUUCUAGUCAACGCACGAUUAUCUUAGCCAAUUACGAUUAUAUCGUUCGUGUGGGCGAAGUCAAACCUGCCAUUUCUCGAUGCGUUAUUAUUGGACCUAUUUUAAUCGCAUUGAUAUCAGCCGCUCUGAUGAUUCCAGCUGGAAUGUUAUCCUACGAUAAGAGCACGAUUCCUCAAAGUUUUGUAUUACGACAAGCCUCAGCGGCGAUUGUUCUUGGACUAACUAUUCUUUUCUAUCCAAUUUGGUUUGCGAUUAAAACAUGGAAGGAUAUGAAAAAACAAUCUAUCAUUCGUUUAUUAAUCUCAAGUAUUGCGUGUUUAAGCGUCGCUAUUUAUCUUCAAAUUACUUCUAUUCCUGAUUAUUAUAUAACUACAAGCCACGAAGAAUACUGGUUCUAUAUCUUUCAGUUCACACCCAUAGCUAUUGCACUUCUGACGUGGACAUUGUUACAUCCACGACGCAGUUUGCAAGCAGAUAUCAGCACAUCUGAACUUUAG
Adineta ricciae is the source of this 690-nucleotide messenger RNA. NCBI's taxonomy places the organism in Eukaryota, Metazoa, Rotifera, Eurotatoria, Adinetida, Adinetidae. The record is from the annotation of a GenBank genome assembly.